CUUUUCGGGGACCCUCACUGACACCCGCCGUUCUCUCCCUCUGAGAGCGGGGGUGGAGCGGAGAGAGAGACGGCCAUGCCACUGACCAAAGCCCAGUACGAAGAGAUUGCCCGGGUCGUGGCCCAGGUGCCCCCCACCAGGCAGAGCCUGAAGACGCUGAAGGGCAGGUUCCCGAGUCAAUCGCAGUCCACUCUGCUGAGCAUCUUCUCCCAGGAGUACCAGAAAGUAAUUAAAAAAACACAUGCCAAACAUCAUACUCCAGAGGCAACGGAAGCUUACUAUCAAAGGUACCUGACGGGAGUGACCACAAAUGCAGCUUCUCCUGUAUUAUUGGAACUGGCCAAUGAGGUGGGUUUUGCUCCAUCACUGGUGGCUCGAAUAGUGCUGGAAAGAUUCCUGCAAGAAGGAGGAGGACCAGUCCCUUCCAAAACUCUUAUAAACAGUAUGCUGCGAGACCCUUCUCAGAUUCCAGAUGGAGUCUUAGCCAACCAGGUCUAUCAGUGUAUUGUCAAUGACUGUUGUUAUGGACCACUGGUGGACUGCAUCAAACAUGCUAUUGGACAUGAACAUGAAGUCUUACUGCAAGAAAUCCUCUUGGAGAAAAAUGUGUCUUUUUUAGCUGAAGAUCAGUUACGUGCGAAGGGUUAUGACAAAACACCAGAUUUCAUAUUAGAAGUGCCAAUUGCUGUAGAAGGGCAUAUCAUUCAUUGGAUUGAAAGCAAAGCCUCUUUUGGUGAUGAGUGCAGCCACAAAGCCUACCUCCAUGACCAGUUUUGGAGCUACUGGAACAGAUCAUUGGCGCACAUCUGCAAGGAAGCUUUGUCUCUAAGCCAGAAGAAGUCCUACUACUACCUUUGUAAUGAUAUGGUCAAAAUUGUCCUAAACAUGCAAGUUCCUUUAAAAAGCUCUUUUCCAGGAGCAGGUGCUUACAUUUAUUCUCUGUCAUUGUGAAAAAUUGUAGGAGAAGCCAUGUUGGCCUUAAGAUUCCAAAGUCUGUGUUACGGUGAUCCUUUUAUUAGGCAAAUAAAAAAAGAUAUAGUCAUUCUGUGGAUGAUUUUAAGUUACUUUUCAUUGAGCACAGUGUUAUAAAAAGUAAGGAAGAGAGCUCAGUGUUAGAGCAAAAUCAUCUGCAUUUGUUUGAAGAUGUAAUGGGGAAGAAGCUGCAGUGAGCACACUGUUCAAAUGUUAGGUCUCAGGCUGCAUGGAUCCUAGCUUUGCUGGGAACAAGAAAGAUUGUAAAAACCAAUAAACUCUGAAUCUGCAUUUUGAAAAUUCAAGAACUCCUUUUCAAGUGAGAGCAAUCUCUAUCCGGUGAGAAGCUAAUAGCUCUGUUAUAGAAAGAGAAUCUAAGGCAACUUCGGUACUGUGAAAGGUGGGUAUGAUUUUAAAUGACGGAUCAAGUAAAGUAAGUCAAUAUGAGCCAGUCUAAGUAGUUUUACCUUGUAUUGAAGGGAUGAACCCUUAGAAAUUAAAAGUCCCAGUUUAAGUUGCACGGAAUCUGCUUCUCCCAGUGUAUAGUCUCACCUCUGGUAUGUCUAAAGUAACAACCCAAGAUUGUUUUUCAAAAAAGCAGGGGAUACCAGUUGGCUAUAAGACAAAUUCCAAAAUGCAUGUUGUGCAAAUUCUCUGUGUAGGUUAAAAGAAAAAUUCUUCAGCAGGCAUGUUACAAAAAGGCGAGUGGGGAGGCAUAAAGUUAGUGUGGUGUGCAUGUUUACUAAAGAUGUGAUUAUGGAAAACAAUAGCUAGUGGGCUGUUCAUUUAUUAGGUUUAAGCCUGAAUGGACCCUGGCUUUUGCAGGGAACAAGAAAUGCCAAACAAUGUAAUUAUCUGGAUUGCUUGGAGAUACUUAUCUACUUCAUCCACACAGCCUCAAGAAAUAAGCCCAUGCCUUUUAUCAUUUUAAAUAAUAUGAGUAAGUUCUGUCCUGUGUUAGUUUUUUCACAUACACUGAUCAAGUGGAUGGAUACAUGAAACUAUGUUGUACCAAGCCAGGCCAAAAUGACUUAUCUAUCCCAGUAUUGUCUACUCUGACUGGCAGCAUAUCAU
This is a messenger RNA of Pogona vitticeps (central bearded dragon), 2046 nucleotides long. NCBI's taxonomy places the organism in Eukaryota, Metazoa, Chordata, Lepidosauria, Squamata, Agamidae. The record is from RefSeq and is a predicted model, not a curated record.